Manihot esculenta (cassava) is the source of this 1514-nucleotide messenger RNA. RefSeq lists its product as uncharacterized. The transcript is spliced from 3 exons. Lineage: Eukaryota; Viridiplantae; Streptophyta; Magnoliopsida; Malpighiales; Euphorbiaceae. Bases 60 to 1385 code for a protein of 441 amino acids. The record is from RefSeq and is a predicted model, not a curated record.
CAAUUAAAAUAUUAAUUCGUUAAACCAAAUCUCAUCCAGUUCAUUGCUUUCACCACGCGAUGGCUCCUAAGGUGUGGCUUUGUUCCAUGACCUUGAUCAUCCUCAUAGUUACGACAACGCCCUACACCGCUGCUCUUCUCUCCUCACCGGAUGCCAGUUCUCCUCCGUAUCCUAAAGCCAUAUUCGAUUUGAAGGAGGCGAUUGUGAAGGGGCUAGGUUUCCAGGCGGAUGAUUUUAAGAUUUCAGGAUUUGAUAUUAGAGAUGCGUUGGUGGGCCGGUCGGUAGCGUAUGAAUUCGACGUUGAAAUAGAUAAUCAAGUAAUGCCGUUUAAGUUGUUGGAGGAUGUUAAUCAAUGGGAGUAUGUGGAUUUGCCGAUGUUUAGAGUUGAGGAAGGUGGAUCGGUUAGGUCUGGUGAUGAGAAUGGGUUAGUGAAGCACAGUGGAAAGCAGGAUAAUGGAUUGCCUGUUCUGGCUCCGUUUCAGCUUGCUGGGCCCAUGGAGAUCUGGAUUCAGGAUGCUAAGGAUAUGCGCAUCUCCUUGCCGCAUGACGUGGAUGCUGGUGUAUUAAAGAAAGUAAUAUUGGCAGAUGGUGUUGUGGUCACGGUUAAGGGUGCUAGAUCAGUUAGCCUACGCCAUCCAGUUAAUCUCCCAUUGCCCCUCAACCGAAGUCAAAAUGGUUUUGCCUCUGGUCUUCUGGCCCUUGCUGAACAGCUUCGCAGUGCUUCUCGCACCCAAGGAGCUCCACCCUUAUCUCUUCGCAUUGUUGGCCCUACCUCCCUCACGUCCCCAUCUCCAUCUCCAUCUCCAUCAUUUUCAUCAUCAUCUCCUUCCAAUAGCAGACUCAAGCUAAAACGCCUUGCCCCAGGACUGGUGGAGUUAUCGUCAUUUGCAAAAUCACAGCCAACUGAUUCUCUCUCCCCUCUUGAUUUGGAAGAAGACGCAACUGUCCUAACUCCUAAACGUUUCACUACAAUGUGGCCUCUUGCUUCUGUAAAUGGCUCAAAUGCGAGUUUGCUGGGUUUUGAGAAAUUGCUGGCUUCCGUGUUGGGUCCCAAGGCAAACAAGGACGGUUCCUUUAGGUUGUUAAAGGCAGAUGUGUCAGCCCAGACAUUUGUGAAGAUAGGAUUUGGGGUUGAAAAGAAGUUGAAAGACGAGGACGGGUUCGAUUUGCAGGGUUUUCCUGAGUGGAGGACAAAACCUGCGUCGGUCAGGAUGCAUUUUGAGGUUCUGGCUAAGGUUGAUGGUGAAAAGGUUGUUCCAGAGAGGGUGGUGCAGAUUAAUCCUGUGGUUGUGGAAGAUACUGUGGCGUUGAAUGUUCUUUUGGGCAAUGUGACCAUGUCUAAGAUGCCUGUUGUUCAUGUACCCUCGAACCCCAUGACCUUGUAAAUGGUUUUGAGGAAAGAUAACUUUUGCGCUACUUAUCAAAGAGUGUAAAUAUUCGAGCUAGAAAGAAUGGAUGUAAAUUGUAAAGCAAUUGUGCAAGAAAUUAUAGAAGUUAAGAAUAUUUUUACUUCA